This is a messenger RNA of Caenorhabditis bovis, 975 nucleotides long. Lineage: Eukaryota; Metazoa; Nematoda; Chromadorea; Rhabditida; Rhabditidae. The record is from the annotation of a GenBank genome assembly.
AUGUCGACCGGGGUUGCCUACGCGGCAGUCUCAUUCGGAGUAUUCUCCAUUGCGUGCUGCAUUAUCGCAUUCCCACUCAUUCUGAGUCGCGUCGACGAUAUACGAAAUGAACUCAACGUCGAAAUGGAUGCAUGGAAGUAUGAAACCGACUCGCUCUACAACGAUAUGCAAAAGUAUGGACGUGUGAAGCGCCAAUAUGGUGGAUAUGGAGCGGCUGGUGCAAACCCAACACCACAAGGCGGAUUCCCAGGUGGUGCCGCACCAAACGCGCCAAACAGUUUCCCAGGCAUCGUUGGAAUUCCUCCACAACUCAACAACGAGCCAUCGGUUAACGGACAGUGCAAUUGCAACGCCGACAACAAGUGCCCCGCUGGGCCAGCCGGAGAGAAGGGAGCACCGGGUGUCGACGGACACGACGGAAUACCCGGAGUGCCGGGAAUUGACGGACAAGACGCCGAUGAUGCUCAAGCUCAAACUCAGCAAUACGCCGGAUGCUUCCACUGCCCACAAGGACCACCAGGAGAGCCGGGAGCGCCAGGAAAGCCAGGAGUUCGUGGAAUGCGCGGAGCGCGCGGACAAGGAGCGAUGCCCGGAAGAGACGGAACCCCAGGACAGCCGGGAACACUUGGACCCGUCGGACCGAUUGGUGCCACAGGAGAGCCAGGACCCGAUGGCGAGCCAGGAGCCGACGUUGAGCACGCUAUUGGCCUUCCCGGACCAAAAGGAGAAACCGGACCAAUUGGACCGCCAGGUGAUCAAGGAGAGCAAGGAGACGUCGGAAAGCAAGGCAUCGCCGGACCACCGGGAGAGCGCGGACCACGCGGUGAUAAGGGAGACGACGGCGAGAACGGAGCUCCAGGAGCACCGGGAGAGGAAGGCGAGCCGGGAACCGAUGCCGAAUACUGCCCAUGCCCACAGAGACAAGAAGAAGCGGCCGUUAACGGACAACCACACUACAACAGCCGUCGCCACUAA